Messenger RNA from Lasiosphaeria miniovina, 1470 nucleotides. RefSeq lists its product as uncharacterized. Lineage: Eukaryota; Fungi; Ascomycota; Sordariomycetes; Sordariales; Lasiosphaeriaceae. The record is from RefSeq and is a predicted model, not a curated record. The transcript has a single exon. The coding region runs from base 185 to 1297 and encodes 370 amino acids.
UUGACUCCGAGUGCUUGACUCCACGAGCACGAUGGCUACCUAGCCGUCUUGUCUUUCUCGAGCCUGUCCAAACCUUCACGCCCGUCUACAUCCAUCCAUUCUAGACCUUUGCAUCGCUACCUUAUGUUAUCGGCAUCUUCAUUCCUUGGAUACGAAAACAGCCACUCGUUCAUCGACGCUCGUCAUGGCCGAGGCACGCGCCAAAGCCUCCCUGAAGGCUUUCUGGGAGAAAUGCCGCGAGGUUUUCCGAAUUGGCCACAGAAAUCAGAACCAGGACCAAGACCAGCCGCGGCCGGGACUGAGGAUCCUGUUAACGGACGGCACCAGUACCACAGCUCGGCAAAUCGCUGCUAUUCUCCUAAAGAAGGGCCACAAAGUUCACGCCAUCUGCCCCCCGGGGAAGGGUCUUUUACGCUUCAUGAAACGUGUCAAGAUCCACCCUCUUCCCCCCCAUGCGGAAAAUAGGCACUGGCACAUCCAAGUCCUCGCCCUCGCACAACGACUAGACAUUCAAGUCAUGAUCCCAACCCAGGACGAGGUCGCUAUUCUAGCCACGAGGUCCUACCUCUACCACGACAUCGGUGUCUCGAUGACCAUCCCCGCCCUCACAUCCCUGAGCCUAAUAAUGGACAAGAUCACGGCUGCCAACACCAUCCGCGCUCUUACCAACUUCGAUCAACCACGUUGGCGCGUCAUCUCGAACAAUGCCGAGCUGCUGAGCUUCAGCCAUGACAGCCCGGAAUUAUUUCCCGCCUUUGUCAGGCAGCCCCUCCGCACGCGCGGCAACGAGAUCUUGGUGGUCUACUCGCAGGCGGACCUAGAGAGGCUGACUACACCUUGGAUCGAAAAUGCGUUCAGACGAGAGGGUCCUCUCAGCCAGCUGCUCGUCCAGGGAGCGGUUGAAGGCCAACUACAGAACGUGCAGGGCAUAUUCAACAGGGGCAUGAUGAUCAAGUCGCAUUCCUGGCGCCGUCCAGACGCUGCGUACCGAAUCGAUUCCAAGUUCGCCAGCUCCCGGAAGGAGUCGCUCCCAGCACGCCACAGCUUCCGCGCCAUGCUGGCAUAUCUCGGCCAGCGCCUGUGCUGGACCGGGCCCCUAGCAAUGGAGCUUAUCGAACUGGCCGAUACCGAUACCGUACUCGUCAUGGAUGUCUCUCCAUACCUCGCAGAGCCCAUGAAUGCAUAUCUGUCAGGCAAAGACUUGGUCGAGAGUAUUCUGGAAAUCAAGACGACCGAGGAGCACCCGGAGCCCAAUAUACAGUUUAACCGCAUCAAUAACAGAAACGACCUCGGAUAGCAUCCAGCCGAGACCCAGGCCAUGACCAGAAAGGAAAUCAGGUCUGCGAUCAAGCACAGGGGUCCAAUUCAAGAAAACGUCAUUCGCUUUGCAACUCCCACCUGGAGGUCAAAGUCGACACGAGAACGAGAGCCUCGGCCUAGGCAAGAAGCACGAGAGCAGCCUGAGCCCGU